CACUCACACACUCGUCCACUCACUCACUGUUACAGCCCUGGUGGUGAUUCAACCUCUGAUUUUCAAGCGAACGAGCUAAAAGCAACAAGACAGACGGGAUGCCAAAAAGUGCGGACCGGUGGAGAGGUUGAAUAAGCCCUCUUGAAGAGAGAGAGAUAGCGAGAGAGGAAGAGGAGGAAGAAGAAGAAGAAGAAGAAGAAGAAGCAGACGCAACAAAACAAGACGCGCUUUUCUUCCGCCGCGGCAACUUGCGCACAAACAGUGCAGAGAGUUUUUAGCGGCAGUAUUGUUCUGACUUCACUCCAGAGGGGCCACUCCGAGGAGAGAGGACGCACACAACACAAAAGGGGGAAAAAGGAAAAAGGACUAACGAGCACACCGCUUUGUCGUUUUAAAAAAGUAAUGGUCCUGCGGUCUUAGAUUCCUAGAUUUUCUCUUGUCUCUCUCUCUCCUCCUUUCUCUUGUUUCUUUUUUCCAUUUUUGAUUAUUUUUUUUUUUUUUUUGUUGUUGCCUUUUUCGUCCCCUCCUUUGUCGCCGAGAGAGAGAGUGGACGCGCCGGGUGUUUGAGGAGCAGAAGCUGAGGCUGGCUGUCCACAUGGUCCAACCAACCAACCUGGCGUGAAAGUUGACUUCUUCAGAGAAACAAGAGAACAGGUGCCAGUGAUGAUGGUGGAAUCAGCCUCUGAGACCAUUCGAACGACACCGUCCAACCAGAACGGAGUCAGCAGCCAAUCAGAUGGAGGGGGAGGUAGAGAGGGCGGGUCUAACGGUGACACCAACGGAGAGAUCAGCCCGGUCGACUUACUGCACCUGCAACAGCAACAGGCGCUCCAGGCAGCCAGACAGUUCCUCCUCCAGCAGGCCUCUGGACUCAGCUCCCCUGGCAACGAGGUCAAACAGAGCCCUGUGCAGGUGCCCGUGUCCAUGGCUAUGAUGAGUCCACAGAUGAUCACUCCUCAGCAGAUGCAACAGAUCCUGUCUCCCCCUCAACUACAGGCCCUGCUGCAGCAACAGCAGGCUCUAAUGCUACAGCAGUUACAGGAGUAUUACAAAAAGCAGCAGGAGCAGUUGCAUCUGCAGCUUCUGACUCAGCAGCAGCAGCAGCAGCAACAGCAGCAACAGCAGCAGCAACAGCAGCAGCAGCAGCAGGCCGGGAAGCAAGCGGCAAAAGAGCAGUUAGGCAGUAAGCAGUUGGCCUUCCAGCAGCAGCUGAUCCAGAUGCAGCAGCUUCAGCAGCAGCACAUCCUCAACCUCCAGAGACAAGGCCUGGUCCCACUGCAGCCCACCGCCGCCAUGCAGUCUCUGCAGCAAGGUUGUCAACUUAACCGGCGUUCCUUUCCCGCAGCGAUGUGUCCGUCAGACCUCCAGCAGCUGUGGAAGGAGGUGUCGGGGGUGCAGAGCAGUGAGGAUGCCCUGAAACAGGCCGAGGGCCUUGACUUGAGCACCAACAGCUCCAAUUCUACCUCAGCCUUCCCCAAAGCUGCCAGCGCUCACAUCCCACUGCACAGCCUGGUCAACGGACAGAGCCACACCCCAAAGAGAGACAGGUACAGAGCCAGACUGUUUGAAUGGAUAUCCUCCUUCACCAAGGCAGACAGCGGAGAUGACCAUGUCCCCCUUUACACCAAAGGCGGCCAACUCCCCAGCAGCCAUCACGAGGAGCACGCCGGCUCCCAUCCUCUCUACGGCCAUGGAGAGUGCAAGUGGCCUGGCUGUGAAGCACUGUGUGAGGACAUGGGACAGUUCAUCAAGCACUUGAACAAUGAGCACGCCCUAGAUGACCGCAGCACUGCUCAGUGCCGAGUCCAGAUGCAGGUGGUUCAGCAACUGGAGAUACAGCUGGCGAAAGAAAGCGAGCGACUCCAGGCCAUGAUGACCCACCUGCACAUGCGCCCCUCAGAGCCAAAGCCUUUUAACCAACCUCUGAACCUGGCUUCCAGUGGCUCUCUGUUAAAGCGGGACAGCGACCUUUACCCAGAGGGUCUUCCUCACCCCCCCACCUCAGCUGCCACCCCCAUCACCCCACUGCGCCAGGGCCCCUCCGUCAUCAGCUCCUCCAGCCUGCACACACACUCCCACUCCCACUCGCACGGCGUUGGGCCCAUACGUAGGCGCAACUCCGACAAGUACUGCACCCCCAUCGCCUCAGAGCUGGCUCAGAACUGUGAGUUCUACAAGAACGCUGAUGUCAGGCCUCCCUUCACCUACGCCUCUCUUAUACGUCAUGCCAUUCUGGAGUCCCCAGACAGACAGUUGACUCUCAACGAGAUCUACAACUGGUUCACACGAAAGUUUGCCUAUUUCAGGAGAAACACAGCCACAUGGAAGAAUGCUGUGCGCCACAACCUGAGUCUGCACAAGUGUUUUGUUCGCGUUGAGAACGUGAAGGGGGCCGUGUGGACUGUGGAUGAAGUUGAAUACCAAAAGAGGAGACCACCAAAGAUGACCGGAAGUCCCACUCUGGUGAAAAACAUGAUUUCAGGCCUGGGCUUUGGAUCCCUAAACGCCAGCUACCAGGCGGCUCUGGCAGAGAGCAGUCUUCACCUGCUGAACAGCCCCUCCCUGGUGUCCCCGUCUGCGGCCAGCCUCAACAUGCUGCAUGUGGGCCACGAUGAUGUCAGUUCCACUGUGGAGCAGGUCAACAGCAACGGCAGCUGCAGCCCCACGCUCAGCCCUCACCAGUACAGCCACCAGGUGCAUGUGAAGGAGGAGCCCACUGACCUGGAGGAGGACAGUCGGUCAGUAUCCCUCCUGGCCGGCGUCACACACAGCCUGGCAAUGCAGAGCGACGACCGCGACCUGGAGGAGGAUCUCCCCACCGAGGAGCUGGAGUAGGACCGAUCCCAGACGGACCAGAGGGACGAGACAUAGCGAGAUCAAUCCCUUGAGCCCUCUCGUCAGCUUGAAGAGGAAAAAGAUAGCUACAGUACACUUAAGAGAAAAGAGAGAAAAAAAAGAGAAUGUUUUUUUUUUGUUGUUUUUAAGAAAAUGCAAGCAACCAAGGACGACAUUGAGAAACUCCAAACAGGGUUAGAUGACCUUUCAGACGCAAAAACUAAACUGUGGAGCACUGCUUUACAUCCAUGUGUUUCUUUUCCAACACUUGGCUCAGAGGUGUAACACCACUCAAUGCAGACACACACACACACACACACACACACACACACACAUUCACCAUGUCUCAUCAUCCUCCCCUGGUCAAAUCAGCCUCUGUGUAGAGACCCUUAGAGGUUUGGACACACUCUCUCCUCCUUGCCCGACCACUCUGCAUACGCCCUCCUCGCUGUUGUCUCGGGCUGCCUGGCUAGCCGUUUUAUCUCAGCUGAGAAGACACACACGUGUGUUUGUGUUCGAAAGAGAAAGACACACACACACACACACACAGGAUCAUGUGUAUAUAGAUUUGGAGCAGUCACCAGGGGCUGUGCAGACCUCUCCUUCUUCCCCCUCUUUGAGUCAAUCACUUGCUUUUUCAUUUUCUUUGAUUUGAUUGAAAUGAAACUGUCGGGCUUCAAGGCGGGAAGGAAGGAAGGACGAGCGCUUUCAAAGCUCAGCAGCGCUCCAACACUUGUGCAGAUCUCCACGUUGGCGUGUGAACUCCACGGCGAGGCUGCGGCCCUGGUCCCUGCCCAAACUUCUGCCCCCCAGCAAGACACUUAGUGACGAACAUCUUUUAAAACUCUUUGCUUCUAAGUGAGAAAAAAAAGACAUUUUCCUACCCCCACCUCCACCUCCAUCCCUUCCCAUCCCCAUCCCGAAAAGACUGCAGGAAUAGGACCAUUUGGUGCUGUCCUUCUCCUCUCCUCCGUCUGCAGACGGAGCGACGAGCUAGGAACACUUUGAGAAGAAAAGAGGGGAAGCAAAGAGAAACGAGGGAGGAAGCGUCUACAGAAAUAUUGUGACUAAAAAAGAAAACUGUUCAUGAUUAUGGAGUAUAACAAGAAAAAAAAUGUGUGGUAGCUUUUGUCAUUUCCUUUUUUUUUAUUUGAUGUUAUUAUCAUUGUUUAUUUUUGAGGAUCAAUAUUUCCACGGUGGCGUUCUGUUUCGACGUACCUUUUCUAAGGAUGCUGUUUUUUGUUUUUGUAUUGUAAAUUGUUUGAUUUACUCUGGCUGUUCACACCAUUCCAAAUGAGUAUUGGCAAGAAAAAAAAGAAAGAAAGCGCAGUAUUGUCCCAACUUGUGAUACCCGCCCCCCACUCCCGCCCCUCUCCCUUUCUGUCCCAAUGUGUAGCAGGCAAGAAAUUUGGAAAUAGCACUUAAAGUUGCCAUUAUCCAGACAGAUUAUUUAACAGCUGAAUCUUUUGUUUUUAAAAUUCUCUCAUUCACUUUUUUUUUUGGUUGUGUAUUUAGUUGAGAAAUAUCAGUAAUGCUUUAAAAAAUAUAUAUAUUAUUACUGCAGUCAGAGAAUACCUCAUCCCACAAAGGUUCUGCCUGGAACUGUGUCCAAAUUGAUAAACAUAUAAGGGGGAAUUCUUUCCGUGGGACACCAAAUGUGGCAACUCUGCUCAGCUUCGAUUCAAAGCUCUAUGGUUGUAAUAGUUACUGUGUAGAAGCUAUCUGCAAUUCACUGUGUGAGUUUGUGUUAAAGGAAUAGCACGUGAGAUUUAUUUUUUUGUUUGUUUUCCGUGAGCAUAAAAGCAUUACUUUUUUCUCUACAGUGCCAUACCAAAUUUAACAUUUAUUUUAAUCUAUUAUCUGCUUAUUCCCAUUUUAUUUUUGUUACAGGUAACCAAAGAAAUAUGUAGAAAACCAAAAACCCUGUAGUUUUAUUUUGCCCUUUUUGAGUUUCCUUUUUCUUCUUAAAGAAUUGGCCAAAAGACAACAAACCAGGAGUUUGAAUUCUUAUUAUUGUAUUCAUAUAAGUAUUGUGUUGAAAUUAUACAUGACUUACAGUGCUGACCAUUCCGAAAACCAAAGUGUGUGAAGCAAAACUAGGAUUUGGAGACAUCAAAAAAGCUUUUACAUGAUAAGCGGUUACGAAUGACUCACAUUAGGUAUGAGGCCAAAAAAAAAGUAGUAUUAACAAACCUCGCACAGUUCCUCUGGAAAAACAAAAAGAAAGAGAAAAGCACUUAGAGGUGAAACCCUGUCUCUCCCACGCUCAGGCUAAACUGUGUUCCAAACACAAUCCUAUAGGACUGGCCCUGAAGACGAGGCACUCGUGAGGCAUUUGAACACUUUUACAGGAUACUUGUUCUGGUGCUGUCGUAACAAACAUUUGGAGUUUUUCAAUCUAGGGAACAAAACCUCUUGAUCUGUAUUCGCAGGAAGAGGAAGUGUACUGUAAUGUGGUUACAAAAGUCACAUCUUUGGACAGGGAGGAGUUAUUCCAAAAAAACAUAUAUAUUACAAUAAAGAGGGAACAACUUAAAAAAAUAAUACCAACGUAAGAGGAAAACAACCAAGGGACUAAUUGAAAGUUGGGUUCAUAUUUUCAUACUUUUUUGUCAAACUAUCUCUUGCACUUCAGACGAUUUUUCUUAUUUAAUGAAAGAACCUUUCUGAUGACUUUGUGUUCAAACAGGACUGUUUCCUGUCACAUUAGAGACUGAUUUCUAACAAAGUACAAAGUGGCAGAUAGAAACGAGAUAAAAACCAAAAAUAACACUACCUCCUUUUCAAAAAAACGGUUCAACACAUAGCCAAUGAGAGACUGAACUCUCUGAAAUAUUAUUUUUUUUCCUCCAUUCUUCCUCGAUGAUAAUAAGGAAUGCCAAAAUUGUUGUUACACUUACUGUAUGACUGACAAGAAAAAAAAAAAAAAAAGGUGAUCCGGACUCCCUAACACAUCCGCUCGAGCCCAAAAACAUAGAGACGUUUCACUUUCCAUGGAUUUAAAAAUGACUACCUCUCCUUAAACCACAUCUAAAGCACUCUCUACGUCUCAAAGUGUGUUGUGAAGUGCUCACUAUAUAUGAAAAGUUUUCUAUCAGCUGUGUUAAAAAAAAAACUGACCAUAUUCCUGCACCCAAUUAGCACUGAGCUCUGUGAACAGCCUCUCAACUGUGACUGUACGUGUGCAUAUUCAUGAUAGCUGGUCGUUAAUGGCGGCGUUGCAGGGAGCUGGCUGUCGGUUUGGGUGAUGAUGGACAGAAUAUAUCAGUGCCACUCACACACGCACACACACAGGGGUAUAAUAGAAGCAGGGCUAUGGGUUAGUGCAACAGGAGGCUCUGACCAUCCAGAUAUCCAAAGACCCACAACAACACAGCAGCACCCGCUUCGCCAAAACACGAGACGCCGAGAGGACUAACACACACUCAAUGAAACUCAUCACUACUACUAGUAAUAUCCAAACCAAGAGGAACUGCUGCAUACAGUACAUAGAUGAUCUCUGACUUGUGCUUUAAGGUACACCUGUAAACAAAGCUGUUUUAUAAAGAUGUAGAUUGUUCACAGGUCGCCAUGUAACACUUCUGUUCUUUCUCCAGCUUUGGCAUAACAUGAUGUAUUCUUGUAUAUUAACGCUUGACUUAUCUCUCCGGGGCAUUCUUUCCCUUUUUGAUUUUUUUUUUUUUUCUUUUGCACCUGUUUAGCUAUUGUAAAGCUUUCAGCUCUGAUUCCUAUACUGUACUGCUAAUGCUGAAGUAUAUGUAUUUAUCAUAUUAAGUGCUGCAGGUAUCUCGGUUUAUUAGUUUUGUUUUUGUUUCCAUUUUUUUCAGUUCUUCAUAAAACGUCUGGGACGCUGAUUUUUUAAGUGUAUUAUCUCUAAAAAAAAAAAAUUAAAAGAAUAAAAGUUAGAUCAGUGGUUUAGGUAACACCUGUUUGUAUAUUUAUCUUAGCUAGGUCUAUUUUGAUACUUUUUUGUCUCUGUACUGCAUUUAUGCAUUUUUAAGGAAAGAAAAAAAACAAAUGGAAAACAAACUAAAAAGUUACUUCAUUAUGUAUUGAUACCUCAGAAGGACUUUUUCUCAAAGACAGGACCAAAACCUCUGAAAAGAAAAAGAGAAAAAAAUGUAAGAAUAUGUAGCCCCUCUCUUGCUUUAAAAAAGAAACAACAACGCGGAGCUCUAGAAAGAUAUUGCUGUUGGUCCUCUCAGGUGCCAAUAUGUGUCCCAGCUCCCUGUGACCCCUCCCUCUGACCCCUGACCCCUGUCAUUCCUGUGCUGAACUCCGACCCGCAGAGCUGUCAAUCAUCUGCAGGCGCCGUGGGGGUGUCACUGAGUCACACACACCUGGCUGGUGGUGACCAGUCGCCAACCUCAUCUCCCAGUCCCACAGAGGCCGAUCAAAGCCCGACACUGUUGCAUUUUUGAUACUCCUCCUCUCGCGUAGUCUCAAUACCAAAAUGUGGAAUGGCUCUCAGAGAUGCAGCUCAUCCUCUGACUACCAAAGGCAUUGAAAGCAACCAGUCCAAACUCCUGAACUGUAACCAAACUGUAACCAAACCAAUGCCACAACCUUAACCAAACAAAAACCAAGCUACUUCCAAAAGUCUCCAUCGACUUCACUGAUCACCUUUAGCUGUUAUCUCUCGUAUACAUCCACGUAAUGGUGUUGUAGGGCCGGCCUGCGUCCUAUUGGCUGGUGACUGACUCAAAGGACACGGGGAGCCCAAAUCCUGACUUGUGAUUGGACAGUUCUGAGGUGUCAUGUGAGGGGUGAGGGACUCUCAAAGUGGAGCCUGACGGUAUUAUCAAGUAGAGACAGCCAGAAUCCGAUGGAACUACCACUUCAGCGCUCCUCUGGUUAAACCUAAGGAAUGUGUGUACAUUUUCAGCAGUGACUCUCUGUAUUGUUUCUUAGUUUCAGUUUACCUGUUUACCUCUCUUUAUCCUUUGGUUUUUUUGUUCUGUUUCUUGUUAUUUGAAAGUGUGACCCGAGGACGAGGCGGGGACAGGGACUGGGCGGUGGCUUUAGACAGACAGUGGAGCCCAGCCCUCUGACCCUCCACCCCGGGUAGCCAUGUAAUGCCAGUCACUGCCCUUUCCUUCAUGCUGUAUAAAAACACACACAUAUAUCUGUGUAUUUGUAACCUGAAUCUUCUUGUGUCUGUCCAUGCAGACAAUAAAAAAACUGUACAGUAGGUCUAGUUGCAUGUAAUCUGUACUAAUUAUUGACAAUGGCAUUAUAAAAUGCAAUAAAAUACUUAUUACACUGUC
Molecule: messenger RNA, 8102 nt
Organism: Sebastes umbrosus (honeycomb rockfish)
Lineage: Eukaryota; Metazoa; Chordata; Actinopteri; Perciformes; Sebastidae
Gene: foxp4
Product: forkhead box P4
Exons: 18
Coding region: 664-2835 (723 amino acids)
Biological process (GO): regulation of transcription by RNA polymerase II
Cellular component (GO): nucleus
Molecular function (GO): RNA polymerase II cis-regulatory region sequence-specific DNA binding; DNA-binding transcription repressor activity, RNA polymerase II-specific
Source: RefSeq, a predicted model, not a curated record